AGUUCGAGCUGAUCCGUGGGAUUCCGCCUCCUCUGUUGAAGCUGUUCCUGUGAAGGUUGUGCUUCCUGUGUUGAAGACAACUUCGGACCCGGUGAGUGUUCAUUUAUAGGCUCGAUUUUCUGUUUGUCUUCUUCUUUUCGGUUGGCCGUCGGCUAACGUCUUGGUCCUGGACCAUCUUUUUAGGGUCCUGGGACUGACGCUGUGCCGCGUGCCGUUCCUUCGGUUUCAUCCCCGGCUCGGAUAGAUAUCUCUUUAUCUAGGAACCGGGUACUUCACGCUUUUUUCUCUAUUUCUUCCUUUUUUCUUCUUUUACAUUCGUUGACCCUUGGUCUCCCCUUUUUAGGAUCAACGCAAAAGGAAGGGUAGCACUCUUUUGAGGCCUUCCACGCAUCCGAAGAAAGCAAAGGCUUCUCAGCCCUCGGAGAAGGAAGCGGUUUCGGAAGUCAUGCCUCCUCCUAAGAAUCUUCUUCACUUCAUGCCCUUGCCAGGGCAGAAGUUAAAGAGUGUGGUGAUUGCUGAACCGCCGCCCGUGGACCAGCCGCUGAUCGAGGAAGAUAUCAUCCCCUCUCCACUGAAACCAUCUGCUGCUUUGGGGAUCGAAAUCCAGGAUAUCACCGAGGUGAUGGAGGCGAUUGAAGCCGAUUUUGUUCCAGGUUCGGAUGUCCCUGAGGUAGCUGGGGAGAAGAAGGAGUCUGCUGAUCUUCCCUUCGAGAGAGAGAAGAGUCCAGACAAGGAGAUGAUAGAUCUCUCGGGCCCCGAAGCUGCGGUUCCCGAGGUUCAGAAGGAGGUUCCCUCUGCUGGAGAGGAGGAGCAGCCCGAGCAAGGUCUGACGAGGAAGAGGCGCCACUCAACUUUGGGUUCUACUUCUACCUCGGCCCUGGAUAGGCUGAUCCAUGCUGAUCCCUGUUCGGAUGUUCCGCUAAAACGGAUCCCCGAAGAAGUAAGGGAGGCGAUGGCUCGGUAUGCCAGGGCUCCGAUUUUGGGAGAGGACCCCUUGGCUCACGUGGGAUCCUUGGUGGGCCCCGAGGCUGCUCGGGAGAAUCUGCUUCGUGCUAACCCGCAGUGGAGGGUUCCUGGGGCCGAAGAGAGGAAUCCGGCUAUGAUGGCCCAGUACUAUCUGAACGAGGUAAUUGCUAGAUUUUUCUCUUUGAGUUGUGUUUUUGUUUUAUGUUUUUCCUAUUUUUGCUCAUCUUUCUCUCGUUCCCAGGCUGUUUUCUGGUCCUCGUUCGCUUCCGAGUGUAGCUCGGUUGAGGAGAAACAAUUGAGGAAAUAUCGUGAGGCUUAUGCUCGUGAUAUUCCCAUUUUGGACCAGAAGGCUGGGCAACUCCUCUCCGAGCUUACGGAAGUCAAGCAGCUAUACCUUCAGUAUAGUCGCGAGGCUAGAGAGUUUGCUGAGAAGAUUGGGGCCGAGGAGAUGAAGUCUAAAUUUGAAGCGGCCGACAAGGAGCAUAAAGAGGCAGAGUUAAGGCUUUGCCAUUUUGUCCAGCAUCGGGAGCUGAUCCAGCAGCAAGCUGAUAAGGUGCCUGUCCUUCGGCUGAAGCUUCGGGAAAAGGAUGACUAUAUUCGGAAGUUGGAGCAGGAGCGAGUCGACCUCUACACUGCUGAUCAGUAUUCAAAGGCUCCAUCAAGAAGAAGUCUUUCUAUGCAACCGUUUUCUCUUGUUUUAUCCAUUCAUUCACCUCGGCUACUGCUUCAUCCUAGAAGAAAAUGA
Spinacia oleracea (spinach) is the source of this 1711-nucleotide messenger RNA. RefSeq lists its product as uncharacterized. Lineage: Eukaryota; Viridiplantae; Streptophyta; Magnoliopsida; Caryophyllales; Amaranthaceae. The transcript has 4 exons. The record is from RefSeq and is a predicted model, not a curated record. The coding region runs from base 446 to 1711 and encodes 421 amino acids.